This is a messenger RNA of Wallemia ichthyophaga EXF-994, 543 nucleotides long. Its product is annotated as Transport protein particle 20 kDa subunit. Lineage: Eukaryota; Fungi; Basidiomycota; Wallemiomycetes; Wallemiales; Wallemiaceae. The record is from RefSeq and is a predicted model, not a curated record. Gene Ontology annotation, cellular component: TRAPP complex; nucleus; cytoplasm. Gene Ontology annotation, biological process: endoplasmic reticulum to Golgi vesicle-mediated transport. The transcript is spliced from 2 exons. The coding region runs from base 1 to 543 and encodes 180 amino acids.
AUGGCUGCCAUUUAUCAUUUAUACCUCCUCAAUAACCAAGACACCCCGAUAUUCAAAUCUCAGUACGCGUCUUCCAGGUUCAGUGGCGGUGGCGGUGGCGAUGUGAGUGGGCCUCAGGACCUGAUAUCGGCUUUGGUGGGGGGAGGCGGGGGUAAACUGGGUGGACAAGGCACACACGGCGCACAGAGUACACAAACUACGCAAACUACACAAACUACACUCCAAAUGCACCAGGAUAUCAUGGACUUGGUCGCACACGCUUCUCUCGACGUCAUUGACGAUAUCCAAACCAAGUCGAAUAGCAUGUACCACAAAUCCGUCGACAGCUUCAACGGGUGGACAGUCAGUGCGUUUAUCACACCUUCGAUCCGCUUCGUACUGCUGCACACAGUCACCAACGACGACAAUAUCAGAAACUUCUUCCAGGAAUGCUGGCGGGUGUUUCUCGACACACUCCUCAACCCGUUCUACACACCCACUGAUGCCAUACAGGGUAAGACAUUUGGCGAAAAACUUGAGAAAUUUGCACGCAAGUAUUUGUGA